This is a messenger RNA of Cladocopium goreaui, 1395 nucleotides long. Lineage: Eukaryota; Dinophyceae; Suessiales; Symbiodiniaceae. The record is from the annotation of a GenBank genome assembly.
AUGGACUUUGAUGAGCUGGAUGCUUUGGAUCCUGUGGAAGUCCCAGAUGAAGCUGCGCGAGAUCUUGCGCUGGUCAUUCUGGGCGCAACAGGCUACACUGGCAGUUUGAUGGUGGAGCAUUUGGAUGCUGUGCUGUCAAUGCAACCUGAAAGCCAUCGGCACCAAUGGGGAAUUGCUGGGCGUAAUAUUGGCAAGCUGCAGAAUGUCGCCAGCAACUGCAGAACAGAACCUCGGGUCUUUCAUGUCACUGACAACGCGCAGCUUUCGCAUAUGGCCAGCAAAUGUAGAGUUAUCAUAUCGGCUAUUGGCCCAUAUUCUGUAUGUGGUGAGGAUGUUGUGGAAGCAUGCGUCCAAAACUCGACUCACUAUAUUGAUGUCACGGGUGAGCUGCCAUGGAUGUGUGACAUCAUCAAGAAGUAUCACGAUCGAGCCAAAGAGCAAAGAUCGAUGAUCGUACUUUCUGCUGGGAACGUAUGUGCCCCAGAUGAGAUCCUAUGCUACAGCCUGGUGAAGAAGUUGGGCCCCUUGAGAGUCUAUCGUGAAUACUUCAGCCAAUUUGGAGGUAUCAGUGGUGGCACCUUGCAAAGCCAGAUAGCCGCCUUAUGCAGCGAUGACGAAAGCCAGAGCAAAGAUCCUUUCUGCCUAGGCGGCAGGACGACUAGCAAUGACAGGCCAGAAGAUUUAGACUGCGAUAGCGUCCAAGCAGACGAAAUGUUUCCUUUCGUGUACUUGGCUCCUGCCUACAAUAGCUCAACUGGUUCCAGGGUGCUACGCCGAAGCUGUGCCUUGUUUGAGCAAGACGAAGGGACGGACAUGAAGUAUGGGGACGAAGUCAGCAUCAUCAUUCGAGAAGGGCAUUUGCACAAAUCCGCCGCGGAACAGCAGCUGCAGCAGUUUUCCUCCGAGCUGCCGAAGAAAGAGGUGGUAGAAGCCAUGUUGGCCUCUCGUGAGAAGGGCGCCUUACCUUGGCCUGGUCAUGGACCUCCCGCGGAAACGCGAAAACUCUAUGGAGCUGAGGUGAUUGCUGUGGCGCAGGGAGAGUCAGGUGAAUGGGCACAUGCCCGAUGGACCUCAGGCUGCGCUUACGAAGUCUCUGCCGUGGCUUCCGUGAGUGGGGCCUUAGUCCUAGCAGAGAUGCAGGCUGAAUGCAGGGGUGGAGUCCUAACUCCAGCGUAUGCCUUCCAUGGAACCACUUGGAUUGAUCGAAUACAGGCAGUACCGUUUGCCAACAGCAGUCAGAAAAUCUCCGUGGAGCUUAGAGAAGGGAAGCCUUCAGAGGAGGCCUUGAAAAGUCAAGUUUCCGAGAGGAACCGCAGGAUGGUGAUGGGUCAAGAGAAGCUCCUGCGUGGGGCAAAAGCGUGGGCAAAGCCAGUGCUCUGUGACAGUGCGAUUUGA